CUUCCCGCCCGCCGUACGCGGCGCUGCCCAACAUGGCGGCCAAGGUGGCAAAGCUGGCAGCUGUUUCUUCUGGGCUGCCUUUUAUAUGUAUUACUGUCUAUGCAGCAACAGAAAAGGGAUCAAAAAGUCAGCUGGUGAAGCCAGAUCAGCUCCCCAUUUACAGAGCACCCCCUGUGACAUCGAGGUACGUCGAGGAGCAGCCGGGGCAGCUGCAGAGCCGCCUCUCGACAGUGCGACGGACAACCGGCCGCUACCUGGGCUGGUGCCAGACUGCUUAUGUCUUUGUUAAAAAUGGAAUAACGGAUUCAAUUCAAUUUGGAAAAGAUGCUUAUGUUUACCUGAAGAACCCCCCACCCGAAUUUCUUCCCAAAGUUGGUGUAAUUACAGUCUCAGGCUUGGCUGGAGUGGCACUGGCAAGACAAGGUUCUAGAUUUAAGAAAAUUGCUUAUCCAUUGGGACUUACCACUGUAGGGUUUUCUGUGUGUUACCCAGCUCAGUCAGUGGUCAUUGCUAAGGUAACAGGGAAGAAGUUACUUUGUUGGAGUUGUCAGAUCUAUGAGGCUGUGAGAUCACUGUGGGCAGAAAAGGAACCUGUCACCAAGCUGCAGCCAGAGUCAAAACCAAUUACACAAGAAGAUAAGAAGAAAGGAGUUUCUAGUAACAAACCUGAGUCUGCUGUUGAGUCAAGAUCAUUGAACAGAACAGAAUCUUCUCCAGUAGAGUCUUGGAGUAAUAAAGAUCCAGUGCCUUCAUCAGGAACAGUGAAGACACCAAAAUUUAAGCCUGAUCCCAAACUUAUGGACCAUGGACAGUCCAGCCCAGAAGAUGUGGAUAUGUACAGUACUAGAAGCUAAGCCAAGCCUGCUUACAAACUGCAAAAUGUCACAGAUAAGGGGGAGGGAAGAAGGGAAGGAAUAAUCCUUACAAUACAUACUCUGUGAGGUAUAAUUUAAUCAGACAUUUUCCUAUCUCAGUUUGCAUUAUUGACUUCCAUGAUUCUGUUUAGUGCAUAUUUUAUUUCUGACUGAGAAUUCACUCAGUGCCAUUAGGGAGACACCGAGAAAAUGAGGUUUGUCAGUGUCUUCUCCCAGUGAGGUUUCUCUGUGCCAAACUUGUUAAUAAAUGUCACUUCACAAAGGAUAUUUGGAAAUGUAAACAUAUCUCUGCUUCGGCUCAGAUGUUCAUUGAUCUGAAAGAGGAAUGUGAGGGAUGGGGUUUGCACAAAGGCUUCUUUGGCUGCUUUCUUUCAGCUCUGGAAUGAAGUGCAACUUCUUACUGGUCUGAGUACCCCUGACAGCUUGUGGUUAUAUUGUAUGAACAGCAUUGUUUUUAAUGCUUCUGUAAACUUUUUUUCAUUGCAAAAUAAUGUGAUGUUGUUUGCCUCUUUCACAAAGGUGAAUGGAAACAGCUCCUUGUCCUGCUUCUGAGGUUUUUAAGUGUCACUGAAGGUGGGAAAAACACACAACUGAUCUCUAAACAUCCUUUAUAGACCGUGAAUCACUUUUCACCUGCUUCCAGUACUUUGAAGAACUGUGUGUAAAUUGCUCAAUCCAUGAAAGUGAUACUGAGAUUAUAUAAAAUCCAUUAGCAACUUUUAGGAUGUUGGAAACCUGUAAUUUCAAGGUGUUAAGUGCUGACAGAUAUUAAAAAUACAGAAGUAAGAGACAGCCAACUUUUUCUCCCCAGAACUUUGUAUGCAAUACCCAUUGACCUUGGGAGGAUUUCUGUAAUGUUCUUUUUCCAUAAGAAUGAGAUUAGAAAUUCAUUAAGUUUCCUUAAUGAUGAAACUAUCAAACGUUACAUUUAUCAUUGUGUUUAUUGCUCUAGUUCUGUUCAUCCUCCAUUUCUCUUCAUUCUUUUUUCUGCCAAUUCAUGAAAUUAUGGGCUUUGCUAUAAAUUAGAGGUGGAAGCAAGAACAAAUUAUACAAGCAGAUAGGCUAAAACCUGAAAUGCUGCUUCAUAUGGAUGUGUUCUCAGCACUGGGAUGUGAAGGGAUGUUUGCUCCUGUUCUCCAUGAGAAGAGAUUUCACAGCCUGAUUCCUUCUUCCAAGGCUGCUGAUGCCAAGGCAAAUGACUGGUGACAUACAGGGAAACAGAAUUCCCAGUGUCCCUGUGGAACCAGCAGGAGUUGUGAGGAGAUGCUGCAGGAUGGAAUGUGCACAAGUGGUGAAUGAGCAAAAGAAGUACUAAAGCUUUUGUGAUGGUUCAGAAAGAGAUAAGUAUUGGUAUUUUAGAAUCCAAAUUUCAGGCACCAUGUCGGACUUUGUUACACAGGGUCCACUGGAAAGUGAAGUCAGUAAAUGUGAAGUUUAAAGACGAGGAGUUCUAUUAGUUCAGCUUGUUUGGGACAGCUGACUUAGGAUUUGAUGUGUUUUGUUUAUUUAAUCAUCUCUUAAGGCCCAGGAAUUCAGGCAGCAAUCAGAGGAUAUUAAAUCAGUCUUCAGAGAGCUCCUGGACAAGACACAUUUAGUGUUUCAUCACAGAGAAAGGAGUAGAAAAAUUAGAUGGCUGGGCUUCAUAUGCCAUUUCCAGGUGAAGACAUAAGGCAGGAAGUGGAAAUGGUGGAGAAAUUAUGAUUUUCAAGUGCAAGACUGGAUGGCAGAAAUUGUAUUAUGUCUCCCUGUGAUCAGGUUCUGGUUAAAAAACAUAAAGGAAAACCCAUCUCCUCUACUCCUCGAUUCUGUUAAAUUCUAACUGCCCUUUGAUGAUGUGCUUCCACAAGUCAACAGGAAAGGUAAGGGGAUGCAGAUUUGGUUGGAUUUUGUAGGAGUUUACUGUGGUGAGAUUUUUCAGGAUAUAGUGAAAAACUAUGACUAAGGGUUAUAGUAAUAAUAUAACAAGGACUCCUGGGAGCAGAGAGAGAAGCCACCUUGGGUACCUGUUAGGGAGCCAGCAUGUCUGCCCUUUCCAGGCAAAGAGAAGUGCCAAAAGCUGCUUUGGGCCUUCCCAGACUUUGAGGGCAUUUCCAUUCCAGCCUUGUGACACCAGUGCAGUGUCUGGUCUGCACAAGGUCCUUUGGCUCCUGGGUGGUUGGGCAGACAAGACUCAGGUGUUCUAUGCAAACAGCUUGUGUUACACCCCCUGAUUCUGCAAGUUGUUCAUGCUGUGCAUGGCCAUGGUACACAAAGCUGUCCUCAGGCUGUAUUUCAGUCUCAAAUUACUGCUCAGGACAAAACUGUAAUAGACCUACACCUCAGAGUUAAAUCAGCAUUCCAAAGUCUUACAAACAUCUUCUGGGACAUAACCUAAAAUUGUUGUUCCUGCCCACUGUGGUGAAUGAGCAGGAUGAGGGAUGCAGCCCUAGAGCCCACAGAAUGGUGUGCCUGUGCUGAGUCAUUUCUUGGUGGGUAAGAGCUGUAAGCUCAGCCCAGGGUUUCCCAGGUGGCUGCCCCAUCCCUGGAGGUGUCCAAGGCCGGGUUCUUUGGGGUCCUCAACAACCUGGUUUAGUGGAAGGUGUCCCUGCCCAUGGCAGGGGAUGGAACAAGAUGGUCUGUAAGGUCCCUUCCAACCCAACUAAUGAUGAUAUUAGUGUCACUUCUUAGUUUUUCCAUCAGCUGAGAUUUCUCCUUCUCAUCCUUCUCUACAAGGCAGGGUAAUUUUCUGUUGUUUCGUUUGUAUCAACAGUUUUUGUUUAAUAUCCCUCCACAGUUGAAAAGCUGGGCUAAGAUUAGAGGCUUGGGUUUUAGGACUGAAACACAUCCAGCUGAAGAAAACUGUUCCCUCUGUGCAGCCAGAGAAAGUGGGACAAAAGUGUGGAAGGUUUUGUAUUCUGUGUGGUGUGUUCUGUGCUUUCAGGUCAGACAUCUGAGCCUCCAGGGUUUAUAUAAUACUCUACAGGUGACUUGUUCCAGGUAACUGCAAGCAACUGUAGCCACAUGUCUGUAUUAGUAAUUUCUAGUAAAGGUGCUAUGCAAUGGCUUUAAAAAAGCAAAUUCAGAUCUCCAUGAUGCCAUGGCUUGUGAGUCUUCAGUGUAAAUAUGUGCCUGACUUGAUCUCUUCAAGACUUCAGACCCAAUAGGCAAAUCUGUUACAAAGAAAACGUAAGAUGGGGGGAAAAGUUGCAUUGUGAGACAUGGUUUUAUUAAUUUAUAGUGAAACAGUUUGAAAUGUCUCUAAAAUGUAUCACUUAAAGUCUAUUUCAUAAUGCAAUAAGACAGUAAGAACAUAUACAGUAAUUUUUAUAUGUUAUAUAUUUGUGAAAAAUUCAAUGUCUUAAAGAACUGGGUCACGUGUAUUUUCUAAUACAGAAAUAACUUUAAUGCGUUUUUUUUUAUUUAUGAUUGAUUGUAUUCGAUAUAGGGAGAUUUGGAACUUGUUGAUAUUAAUUUUUUAUUUACAUAAAACUGAUUGUGAUACUUUAUUUUGUCAUAUCGCUGUGAAGCACCUGGAAAUAAAGGGUGAUAAGACACUUUUUAAAAAUUAAGUUGAA
Molecule: messenger RNA, 4429 nt
Organism: Corapipo altera (White-ruffed manakin)
Lineage: Eukaryota; Metazoa; Chordata; Aves; Passeriformes; Pipridae
Gene: APOOL
Product: apolipoprotein O like
Exons: 9
Coding region: 33-854 (273 amino acids)
Biological process (GO): cristae formation
Cellular component (GO): MICOS complex
Source: RefSeq, a predicted model, not a curated record